Molecule: messenger RNA, 516 nt
Organism: Rhopalosiphum maidis (corn leaf aphid)
Lineage: Eukaryota; Metazoa; Arthropoda; Insecta; Hemiptera; Aphididae
Product: zinc finger BED domain-containing protein 5-like
Exons: 3
Coding region: 1-516 (171 amino acids)
Source: RefSeq, a predicted model, not a curated record
AUGAAGAAUUUGUUCAACAAUGAAGAAUGGUUAUCUAGAUUAGCCUACUUGGCUGAUAUUUUUAAUAAGAUCAACACUUUAAAUAUGAGCAUAAAUAUGACAAUAUUCAUCAUUUAUGAUAAAUUAAAUUCUUUCAAAAGAAAAUUGGAUCUAUAUCCAUUGCAAUUAAAAGAAAAAUACAUUUUUGCAAUUCCUAAUCUUUCUUCGUGUAUUGAUAAAAAUGAACUCUCUCUGAAGGAAGAUUUAAAUGCUGACAUCUUGGAACAUUUGGAAACAAAGAAGUUCCAGAAGACGUGGAAGGACAAAGGAUCGUUCAUUGAUAUGCAAGCAUUACAAUGUUUAACUCCAUUUGUCACUACUUAUUUGUGUGAGAGUGGAUUUUCUGAAUUUCUGUACUUGAAAAAUAAGUACAAAAGUAGGCUCGAUAUUCAAAGUGACUUAAGAGUGAACAUUAGUUCCAUUCAGCCUGAUAUUGAUGUCCUUGUACAAAAUAAACCACAACAAAUAUCACAUUAA